Myotis davidii is the source of this 2317-nucleotide messenger RNA. It is a transcript of the gene ZNF770, whose product is annotated as zinc finger protein 770. The transcript has a single exon. Bases 56 to 2149 code for a protein of 697 amino acids. NCBI's taxonomy places the organism in Eukaryota, Metazoa, Chordata, Mammalia, Chiroptera, Vespertilionidae. The record is from RefSeq and is a predicted model, not a curated record.
CAUCUUUGGAGAGUAAGAAUACUAUGGAGCUCAUCCGAAUGUAUCACUGAAGAAUAUGAUGGCUGAAAACAAUUUAAAAAUGCUAAAGAUUGAACAGUGUGUAGUAGCCAACAAGCUACCUAGAAACAGGCCAUAUAUUUGCAAUAUUUGCUUUAAGCACUUUGAAACACCAUCAAAAUUAGCUAGGCAUUAUCUCAUUCAUACUGGUCAGAAGCCAUUUGAAUGUGAUGUGUGUCAUAAAACUUUUAGGCAACUAGUUCACCUGGAGAGACAUCAACUAACUCAUAAUCUGCCUUUCAAAUGUAGUAUUUGUCAACGCCACUUUAAAAAUCUGAAGACGUUCGUGAAGCACCAACACCUUCACAAUGAAACGUACCAGAAUGAUGUUAAACAGGUUAGAAGAUUGUUGGAGGCCAAGCAAGAAAAGCCAGUGUAUGGAAUGUAUCCUACUUUUACCUCAGAGGAGCGAUGGGCCUUACACCCCUCUACUAAGUCUGAUCCUACCUACAGCCCUGCGAAGAAAAGAAAGAAUAUUCACGCAUGUACAAUCUGCGGCAAGAUGUUCCCGUCACAAUCAAAACUCGAUAGGCAUGCACUUAUUCAUACUGGUCAGAGGCCUUUUAAAUGUGUCCUGUGCAGUAAAUCUUUUCGACAGUCGACUCAUUUAAAGAUCCACCAACUCACACAUUCAGAAGAAAGACCUUUUCAAUGUUGUUUCUGUCAAAAAGGAUUCAAGAUUCAAAGCAAACUUCUGAAGCAUAAACAAAUCCAUACCAGGAAUAAGACUUUUCAGACUCUUUCAUUAAAAAAGAAGAAUCCAGAGUCAUGCCCCCUACCUAAUAAAUUAAACCCAAAGCAGGAUGGUUUUGAAAAUGGUGAUAUAGGUGAAUCCGAGGAGAAUAAUCAACUUGAUGUCCAUUCUAUUUAUAUUGUUCCUUUUCAGUGUCCAGAGUGUGAAGAGUGUUUUGAAUCAGAGAAGAUUCUCAAUGGACACAAGUGUUUUCCUGCCAGAAGUGGCAAAAUUCCAAGCAGUUUCAAAAGAAGCCUCAACUAUAAAACUAUUGUUAAAAAGAUCUUGGCCAAGCUUAAACAUGUUGGGAGUAAGAAAUUAGAUAAUUUUAGAUCUGACAAAAAAUCAUUUAAAAACGGUUUCUUGAAAAAAUGUGAUCUUAUUUCUGGUGAGCAGAGCCCCGAACAAACCCAGAGAACAUUUAUGGGUUCACUUGGCAAACAUGGAACAUAUAAGACAGUUGGCAAUAAAAGGAAGAAAACAUUGAUGUUGCCAUCUUCUUGGCAAAAGCACUACCAGAGCCAAAAUAUGGGGAAAAACUUGAAAGGUAUCCUUACAACAGAAAACAUGUUAAUUAUGGAAAAUUCAGUGAAUAAUAAGGACAUACCUAUCAGUGGUUCAUCAGGUGAGGAAUUUUUUGAUAACUGUAAAGUGCUUCAAUGUGCUUUUUCAGUUCCAAGCGAAAACAUGCAUACUGGACAUAAGAUGUGUCCUUGUGACAAAUGUGAGAAAGUAUUUCCUUCUGUAUCCAAACUACAAAGACACUAUUUAAUUCAUACUGGACAGAGGCCUUUUGGUUGUAAUGUUUGUGGGAAAUCUUUUAGACAGUCAGCUCACUUAAAAAGACAUAAAUUAACUCAUACUGAAAAGAUUCCUUACAGACGAUCUUUUUGCCAAGUAGAAUUUGACAAUUUGAGCAAACUUUUCACUCUUUCGGGUGAUAAUGGUAACUAUAAUGCUUCCCAACAAUGCGAGACUCCUAGUUUUCAAAAAUGUGAGGUCUUGGAGUCAGAUCAAAUAUCAGAAAUAAAAGUUAAGGCAGAAUCAGAGGAUUUCAUUCUUGAUGCCCACUAUAGGAGCAGGCAGCCCUAUCUCUCUAAUUCCCUUCUGGAAUCGGAGCAGAGCCAUCAUAGUCAUUGUAGUUAUUCAGGACAUCCUGAGAGGAAUGAUGGCCUUCUUUACCAAUGCAGUGUUUGUUCUAAAAGUUUUAGAUCUCCAUCUAAACUGGAGAGACACUAUCUAAUUCAUGCAGGACAGAAGCCAUUCGAAUGCUCAGUUUGUGGCAAAACAUUCAGACAGGCCCCUCACUGGAAGAGACAUCAACUUACUCAUUUUAAGGAACAACCGCAGAAAAACUAGUGUUAAAUUCGGUUCUAUAACUGACAGAGCCACCAACUUAUGGUCUCUUUGGUGAUCUUGUUCUCUAAGCCUGUAUAAUUUAAAAUAUAUUUUCAUCAGAAGGCCUGCAUAAGGUUGAAUAAUUUUACAGGCAGUUGCCUGUCCUGCACAGUAAGGUAAGAUACAUAG